Molecule: messenger RNA, 3857 nt
Organism: Amoebophrya sp. A120
Lineage: Eukaryota; Dinophyceae; Syndiniales; Amoebophryaceae
Source: the annotation of a GenBank genome assembly
CUUGAGUACGCAAGUUUGUGAACUGAUUUUUUUGAUGAAUGCUGGUCGCCACAAGGCAUCGAUUCUACAUUAAUUAUGUGCUUUCACAUGAAUCAAUCAUAGUGUGUUUGUUGAGGAGCUGCUUUUGUUCUUAUCCCCAAAAUUAAGUUAGUAAUACCAAUACGCACGGCCUGUUGCUGCUUCGUCUGUACCUCAGUCAUUGCCGCGUGACAAAUUGUGUUGCGGCGACCUCCUGAGGCCUCAAAUAUGCAUCGCGAAGACAUAAACCUGUAAAGUACCGAAAUCAAAACAAAAGUUGACCCGUCAAAAGCUAUAGCAUCCAAAACUAAGAAAAUGGUCGCCGGAGCACGACUCCAGGGGGUGCCUGCUAACACGCAAAGCACCCAGCCGAUGCCACCAGGUAACAAGUAAAUCCUUUAGCUAUGAUACAGCUGCCUCUUUCGAAUUUGCCUGGUCUUACUACCAGGAUCGUGCCUUGCGGAACUGUUUUUCAGCUGCUGAAGACGAUGAAACUGUUUUUGCUUUCUCCAACGGCAAACUGUAUCAACAAAACAGCCUCCUCUCAGCUCUCCGAUGUUUUGGACGAAGGAGCAUUGCGCAAAGUUGUGAAACGGGCCGUUCAGACGGGGGUGUUGUGCCCAAAGACGCUGAACCCACAGCCAAUGCAAAAGUACGACCUGCAGAAACACGGGGUUUUCGAGCUGCCGCAGGGCAUGUUGAGUAAACCCGAGUUUCUUGCAGAGGGCGGCUUUGGAACGGUGGCGCGGGCCCAGGUCCUUCCGGGAGGGAAAAACCCAUCGCUUGCUACCUACGAUUGCGUCGCGGUCAAGCGCAUAAAAAUAACGAAGAGCGCGGACGACUGGGAAGACACAUUGAGGCUGCUCCGCGAGGUACUUUAGUUCAUUCUGCUGCGUAUGGUAUGGGAACGCACCGUAAUUUUACUGAGUAAUUGACGUGAUCAAAAAUGAUUGUCAUCUUACAGAUAGUCAUCAUACAUGGAACUGGAACAAACAAAGGUUCACUUCCUCAAGUACUUGCGACACCCGAACAUCUCCCCGCUUCUGCAUCUCUACACAGAGUACGGAUCGAAGAAAGCACUCUUGUUGUGCCUGACAAGUUCGUCUCAGUUACAGUUCCAGCGAAAGAAAAAAAUGCAUGUGCUGCUCGUUUAAUGCGCUUCCAGCUCACAAAGAUACAUAGAUAUCCCGCUACUGCUGUCUGCACAGCAUAUGAGUUCGGAAUAUUAUGAUUCCACGGCAAAACUGACGAGUAAUACGGACUUGUCAUUGCGCAAAGCAGCUGUUUUUCCAUUUCAUAGACUCGGGACGGAUGCGAGCAAGUUCGACUACGUCUACCUCGUAAUGCCCUGCUACCGGCCUGGCAGUCUCGACGAGUAUUUUGCAUCGGCCUUUCUCUCUUUUUCUUCGCAUAGAAUCUAUGAGGCUUCUAGUGCGCAGAAUUUCUCCUUCAUACAAGGUUCUGCGUCCACCCAAUUUGCAAUGUAGUGGCAAACAUGACAAUUAUCUCUCGCUGUCCCUUCGAUCGCAGGUUUGCAGUGAACGAAAUCUCGAUGGUGCGCCGGAUAUGUGCGGGAAUUCUCCGCGCCUUGGAUUGGAUGCACCAACACGAGGUGCUGCAUCGCGAUGUGAAGCGGGAAAAUAUUUUUUUCGACCGGAACAAGCGGGAAGCAGUAUUAGCCGACAUGGGCAUGGCCCGGAGCAUGGUAAACAAGAUGACCACGAAGCGCGGGGUCGGUACCCGGUGCUACCUGGCGCCGGAAAUGCUUGCGGCCGUCGAGGAUUACGACGCGAAAGUCGACGUCUUCGGCUUGGGAUGCGUGCUGUACUGAAUAUGCUUGAUGUUGCUGAUGAAAAUCAUGGAAGCUUCAAGAUCAUGUUGUAGCUGAUUAAAACUACAUUAAGGAGAGGACAAGAGUGUACUUAAUGAAGUGCUUUAGUCGAACAAAUAUCAUAUGCACGCCGCAGAAAAUCUGCAGUUUCAAAGCACGUCGUCGGAACUGCCAAUUAUUUUUAGGUUUGAACUCGUGGGGCUCUCGCACGAGCACAGUUUGAUUCCCAUGUCCAUUGCGGGUACGCUAGACCAUCGUGCACGGCUUUACGGGCUCGCCGGGAAGGGUUGCAAGGCCGAACCCGAAGUAAUCGAGAAGAGUAAGAAGAAUCAAAAAUGGUGCGAAAACCGGUGGCGGGCCUUGCGAGCGCGCGCGGGAAAUCACGUCGAGGCUAUCUCCGAAAUCGUGCUGCACUCCCUGGCAUACGAUCCGAAGAAGCGAUGGACGGCGGAGCAGCUGCUGCAGCACGAAUGGUAAGAGCAGGAGAAUUCUUUAAAGGUCGCAUCAUCUCCACCAGGAGCAGUUUCAAAUCACAUACCCGUCAACCAAAAUUCGUUUUGUUUCACUUGUUUCAACAGUCGUUGUUGGUGACAUCAUCCCGCAUUUCUUUUUUUCCAGGUUUGGCGAGGAAGAUAGCCAGUGUCCGUCCCAGGUCUCGCAGUCCGAGGUUGAGGAAGAGUACCCAGUUGACGUGAACACGAAAGCCUUUGAAGCCUACGACCUGGCGCUCCGUGAAUUGGAUCAUGACACCGCAAGAUUAUUGAAGAUUCGGUAUAAUGUUGAUGGACUGCUGCUUUCAGCUUUUUGCACUUGUGGACGAGAAUGUGCUGAUACCAAAAAAUUUGUCAAAUCAAAUCACAACAGGGAAUGGAUGCUGGAUCUGGUCGCGGACCGGCCCGUACCACUUCCGAGCGGCAUCAGGAACCCGCUAGAAAAAUCAGUUGCAGCGAAGCAAGUGCACGCGACAGUCAAGAUUUUGGAGGCUGCCCGGAACGGUGCUGCAUCUGCGAGCUCUUGCGCGACGACCACUCCGAGAGGUUCGAGCACACAGCAGGCCAAGAAGCUCCUGCACAAAACCGUCGCACCGAAUCCAGCGAGUUGCUCUUUUCCGUCGAAUACUGUAGUUGCGAGCACAACUUCAACUUCUCAAAUGAUCAAUCCAGAAGAGAACAUGCUGCUUAAUCCCGGCAACGCGUUGACAUCCAAGCAAAAGCAGUACCCACGGCUCUUUGGAGACCAGCAAAGUAACACAGGUGGUUCUUUUGCGAACGCGAGUGCGAACAUCAACAACCUCAAGUCCCCCGCCUGCACCCGGAAUCCGAAUCCGAGUACCGCGACGCGGUGGCCAAGUAGAGCUGCGAAUGCUCCUCCUACUUCGAGCGCAUCCUCUAGCUUCAUCCAUUCCGCACGAACCGCUGCGGCCGCGAAGAAUGUUGACAGUCAGCCCGGCACGACCGCCAUGUUGCAGCAGCGGCUGGCUUUUCAGGACGACGAUUUUUCGCGCACGACAACGGUGAGCAAUUGCCAUCCGAAUUACAAUAUCAACGCAGCAUCGUCCGCGGGAAACAACUUGAAGCGCGGCCGUUUGGAGCUGCACGAGCCCGAGCAGGGGUGUUUGAUGAGUGGAAAAAGACUUGCCACGAACACCAGAGCAGAAGUUGCAUUUACGAAUUCCUGCAGCUUCUUUCCCGCCCAGGACGAUGCGAGCCAAUCCAUAUCUAGCUGCACAACGGCUACUGGCGGAGCGUCCGUUUCACAGUACCCGCCCGCGGCGACGUCGACGCGCACUGCGGGGUUCAUAUUCCCGCCACCAUCUCAGGACACCAUGAAUCCGUUUGGAGCGAACGGCAUGGCAUUGUCUGCUGAUGUAGCAGCGAAGCAGCGAAACAACAAUCCCGGAUUCAAUGCUGCAGGAAGAGCACGCGUCACCAAGGUCGCGCCCGGGUCUGCGCCUAUUGACGAGGCAAUCGCGGUGGCACCGCCAAAGUCGAAGAAGCCGAAAAAGUAG